Penicillium paradoxum is the source of this 996-nucleotide messenger RNA. Its product is annotated as chitin synthase export chaperone. Gene Ontology annotation, biological process: protein folding. The transcript has 3 exons. Gene Ontology annotation, cellular component: endoplasmic reticulum membrane. The record is from RefSeq and is a predicted model, not a curated record. Bases 1 to 996 code for a protein of 331 amino acids. NCBI's taxonomy places the organism in Eukaryota, Fungi, Ascomycota, Eurotiomycetes, Eurotiales, Aspergillaceae.
AUGGGAUUCGGUCAGUUCGACACAAUAUGUGAAAAGGCGCCGGUGCCUUUGUGCUCCUUGGUGGGCCCGGCUUCGACAAUCUCCGGGUCCACGGGGAUCAUAUCCAAUUGCUAUGCGCGAAAUAUUGAGCUUGCAAACACUAUUAUUUUUCAGGGCGCCGCAUCCUUUAUGCAUAUCAUGGCGCUCAGCAUGACUGUAAUCAUGAUCCUACACGUCAGGUCCAAAUUUACUGCUGUCGGCCGUAAAGAGAUCAUCACGUUCUUCUAUAUCUACCUAGCAUUGACUCUGUUUUCUCUUCUCAUUGAUGCAGGUGUCGUUCCUCCGGGGAGUGGCCCGUUCCCGUAUUUCGUGGCCGUGCAGAAUGGCUUGAUAUCCGCGCUAUGCACCUGCCUUCUCGUUAACGGCUUCGUGGGCUUCCAGCUCUACGAAGACGGCACAGCCCUCUCAGUGUGGCUGAUCCGAGUCCCCUCUGCGGCGAUGUUCGCAUUGUCCUUUGUGAUUUCACUGGCUACUUUCAAGUCAUGGGGCUCAAUGGGUCCCCAAAAUACCACGGGCUUAUUCGUGGUGCUCUACCUGCUGAAUGCCAUUAGCAUCGCUGUGUAUCUGGCCAUGCAACUUCUUCUAGUUGCAAACACAUUGGAUGACCGCUGGCCGCUGGGCCACAUCUCCUUUGGUGUGCUGGUCUUCAUCAUUGGCCAAGUUCUUUUGUAUCAAUUCAGCGACAUUAUUUGCAACAAUGUGCAGCAUUAUCUUGAUGGUCUGUUCUUCGCCACGUUCUGCAAUCUCCUUGCUGUCAUGAUGAUCUAUAAGUUUUGGGACUCGAUCACCAAGGAGGACCUGGAAUUUUCUGUUGGUGUCAAGCCAAACACUUGGGAGGUCAAAGAGUUGCUCACCGAGGAAGAUCGCCGAGCUACGGUCUACCCUGACAAUAACUCGGAAUAUGCUGGUAGUGUGCACCAUCACCGCUCUUCGACAUAUGGCCACCCUAAUCAUUGA